This is a messenger RNA of Rhizophagus irregularis DAOM 181602=DAOM 197198, 1014 nucleotides long. NCBI's taxonomy places the organism in Eukaryota, Fungi, Glomeromycota, Glomeromycetes, Glomerales, Glomeraceae. The record is from RefSeq and is a predicted model, not a curated record.
AUGGCUACAAAAAUUGGAAUUAAUGGAUUUGGAAGAAUUGGACGUGUAGUUCUCCGUAUUGCUCAUGAUUAUCCUGAUAUCGAAGUCGUAGCUAUCAAUGAUCCAUUCAUUGACCUUGACUAUAUGGCUUAUUUGUUUAAGUACGAUUCUACAUAUGGACGAUUUAAAGGGAAUGUUGAAGUGAAAAAUGGAGUAUUGAUUAUUAAUGGAAAAGAAAUUAAUGUGUUUGCCAAGAAAAAUCCAGAAGAAAUUCCUUGGAAUCAAGUUGGGGUCAAUAUUGUUGUGGAAUCUAGUGGCGCUUUUACUACCGCUGAAAAAUCUUCUGCGCAUCUUAAAGGGGGUGCUGAAAAGGUUGUUAUAACAUCGCCAGCAGAUUCUCCAAUGUUUGUAGUCGGAGUUAAUACAGAUUUAUAUAAACCAGAAUAUAAAAUUAUUUCUAAUGCAUCAUGUACAACAAACUGUUUAUCACCAUUGGCAAAAGUAAUUCAUGAAAACUUUGGUAUUAUAGAAGGAUUAAUGACGACUGUUCAUGCUACUACAGCAACACAAAAAACUGUUGAUGGACCUUCUGGAAAAGAUUGGAGACGCGGUAGGGGUGCUUCACAAAAUAUCAUACCAAGUUCAACUGGAGCAGCUAAAGCCGUUGGUAGGAUCAUUCCUGAAUUAAAUAAAAAAUUAACUGGAUUGGCUUUUAGAGUACCACCUACUAUUGUUUCUGUUUUAGACCUAACUGUUAGAUUGGAAAAAGAAACUAAUUAUGAAGAAAUUAAAAAAGUUAUUAAACAUGCUUCAGAAAAUGAAUUAAAAGGUAUACUUGGUUAUACCGAAGAUGAAGUCGUUUCUUCAGAUUUUAUUGGUAAUUCUAAUUCUUGUAUUUUUGAUGCUAAUGCUGGAAUUCAAUUGAGUCCUACUUUCGUUAAACUUGUUGCUUGGUAUGAUAAUGAAUAUGGAUACUCUACACGUGUUCUCGAUUUAAUUACUUAUAUUAUAAAAGCAGAUAACGCCGCUUAUUAA